ACUAGGCAACUUCAACAGCAGCAGCGGAAAAAAAUAGUAAAGAAGGUGGAGAGGAGGGAAAAAUACGGGCUCAGAUCUGGAGACUCAUCGGGGAUGGGAAUGAUGUAGUCCAGAUUUCUCCAAAUAUCCCUGCACCGGGAAGCGGAUCGUCUUGGUCUUUUAGAAGGGACAUGGAUUCCUACCGACAUGGCCAUCGGGCGAUAAAUGGGUCUUAAAAGAUGAGAAAAAUAGGAGCGUCUUUAUCACAGAUCAGUAAAAAAAGGGGGUCAGUGAGGCAGACGAUGCAGGUGCGAGAUCCCGAGUAAGUUUUCCUGUCGAAAGAGGGCACUUUCUGUGCCAGUGUGCGAUGCUUCCCCGAGUCUAAGGCUUUAACUGUUACCGGACCAGUCUGCCGGCGGGAUCGCGGCGCUUGGACAACCUGGAAAACAAGUUGGGAAAAAGCCGGACCACAGCGAGUAAUAAGAAAGGAGUGACUGAGAUGCUGUGUCAGGGCUAGACGGGACGGCGGCACGGGUCACGCUCUGUGGGGGGCGCUCUACUCGGUGAGCCUGCGCACGCCGCCACUGGACCUGCCUUCGGAAGGAAAACGGAUUGAGUAGGAUGUCAACAGAGACAGAGCCGCAGCCAGCUGUCAGACCCAGCGUGCGAAAGGACUCCAGGAGGAAAGGCCAGGACCGCACUGAGGCCGGGCUCAUCAAACGCUUCAAGGGAGAUGGAAUGCGAUACAAGGCCAAGCUGAUCGGCAUCGAUGAGGUGCGGGCGGCUCGAGGAGCCAAGCUCUGCCAAGACUCCAUGAUGAAGAUGAAGGGUAUCGCCGCUAGCGGCCGGUCAAAGGGGGAGCACAAGCAGAAGGUCUUCUUAACGGUCUCGUUCGGGGGCAUCAAGAUCUUUGAUGAAAGGUCGGGGGUCCUUCAGCAUCACCACGCGGUCCAUGAGAUCUCCUACAUCGCCAAGGACAUCACCGACCACCGUGCCUUUGGCUACGUCUGUGGCAAGGAGGGGAACCACCGCUUCAUUGCCAUUAAGACGGCACAGUCUGCGGAACCCGUCAUUCUGGACUUGCGUGACCUCUUCCAGCUGAUCUACGAGAUCAAGCAGCGAGAGGAGCUGGAGAAGAAGGCCCAGAAGGACAAACAGUGCGAGCAAGCCGUCUACCAGACGAUCCUGGAGGAUGAUGUAGAAGACCCUGUGUACCAGUAUAUCGUGUUCGAGGCCGGGCACGAGCUCGUCCGCGAUCCCCAAUCAGAGGAGAGCAUUUAUCAGGUUCCCACGAGCCAGCAGAAGGAGGGUGUCUACGACGUCCCCAAGCGACAUCCCAUAAACAAUACUGGGUCGCUGGUGUGGAUUGACGAGGACGUUAGCUUGACCUGCCAGAAUAUCAGCCAGCUGGAGCUUUUCGGAGAUAUGUCCACUCCCCCUGACGUCACGUCCCCUUCGACCCCCGCCUCUCCUGCCAACACCCUGGGCCCCAGCUUGAGCCACCAACACCCCUCCGAGCACUUUGCCCCCUUCAGCCCCGGCUCUGUGCCCUCAGGUUACGUCACCAUGGGGGCCAUCCAGGCGGCCCAGUGGGCACAGCCCCCAUUUGGUGCCCAGGCCCCGCUGGCUUUCGGGGUGCAGCCCCCCCUGCCGGUCCCUCAGAUUGUCCCCGGCGCCCAGCCCAUGAUCUGGGGGCAGCCUAACCUGUUCCCGACCACCCAGCAGCAGUGGGCUGCCAUGGCGGCCUCCUUCCCUCCCGCCACCUUUGUGUCUGCGCAGACUAUGGGCCCCCUGCCGGCCGCCAUGUUCCAGGGCCUGGCGCCCAUGCCAACACCGAUGGUGCCCCCUAGUGAGCGCCCGACUGUCACAAGCCCCCAGCACGCAGACCACUCCCGGCAGAAGAUGAGCAAGGAGAUGUUUAAGGACUUUCAGAUGGCCAAGCCGCCUCCAGCAUCUGCCCGCAGGGGUGAGCAGCCCUGCCUGGCAGCCACGUCCGACGCUUUCUCCAGCUACUUCAGCCGAGUGGGCAUGGCCCAGGAGACGGACGACUGCGACGACUUCGACAUAUCGCAGCUGAACCUGACACCCGUCACCUCGACAACGCCCUCCACAAACUCACCCCCCACGCCAGCCCCCCGCCAAAGCCCCCCCUCCAAGUCAUCAACCUCGCACGGUAGCGACGCCCCUACCGACGACUCCUGCGGGGAAGCGGACAGCAGUCCCAGUCGCGCCGGAGACCGCCAGGCGGCCAGCGACUCACAGUCGCCCCCUGCUGAACCCCCCUGUGAUCCCCCCUGCGAGCCGCCCAGUCCACAGGAUGGCAGCUAGGGGAGGAGAUGCCCACGUGCCAAUGCUGAGCAAGCGAAGGAGUGAGGAGGAGUCUGCAUAAGCCCACCGGGUCCCGCAGUCGCCGGGGAGACUGUGUGUGUGUGUGUGUGCAUGAGAGAGUGAGAGAGAGAGAGAGAGCGAGAGAGAGGGCACUCGGGCUGGGGGCUGGGUCCCACCUCCCUGACCACAGCACCAGCCCCCCAGCAUGAUCCAUUCCUCUGUUUCCCCAAGCUAUCUUCUCAGAGGGAGUCCUAGGUCAUGAGGGGCUACUGGUUCCCCUCCCCUCCCACCACCACAUACCGGCUCCCCCAGCACUCUCGUUUCUGUCUAUCAUGCUGACUCUGUCCCGACCUGAAAUCGGGCCGGCCUUGCAGGUGGCACUCCUCCAGCAGGAUUUCCCCUCCAGCUCAGGGUCCGACCCCCGGCCUUCGCAGGAGACCAUAUGCCCGAAGCCCGUCUGGCACCCAGUGCAGGCAUUUUCCAGGAGGUUCCUGAAACACCCGCUUUCCUCGCCUUCCUCUUUAUCCUCCAUUCUCUCUGCCGAAUAUCCGCUGCCCGUGUGCUAUGCAGACGAAGCCGCUCCCUUCGACCCCCAGACUGAAGGCACGAGGGGGAAGCUUUGCCAGACUUCUCUCUGAGCGAGGACCCCCAGCAGGGACGUGGGGAGGUCCCGGACUCUCAGAGGCGUGGACGUUGCCAAACCGAUUCACCGACUGACUUGUUUAGUCUCUAUAGCUUUUGUACAACACUGAUCGAAAAAGAUUAAUUAAGAUGAAAUUUUUAUUUUCUAAGCCAAUCAUGCCAUCAAGGUCUAGUGUUUUUGGGGUGUACGUUGCUUUAAGGACUACAAAUGAGGACAUUUCUUUGCAAGAUUUAUUUUGUAAAUAUUACGUGUUCUUCCCCUAACUUCUGUGCCAUAAAACAGACAUGAUUAAGCGAAGACUGAGGAACCUCACCACCUCUCCCACCUGCCCCCUCCUCAGCCACCAGCUUUCCACUUCACUUCUCAUCUCUGGAAUGCUGGCUUAAAAUGGCCACCUUCGCCGCCGACCUCAGUUUACUCCUGGGGGGGGAUGGACAAAAAACAUAUGAUGGGUGUCCAGGAAUGUCGACCGGCGGUGUGAUUUAUCUGGGCGAUGGGAUGAGGCCUUCAGGGUAACUUGAGGGAGUUGCAAAGCGCAGUCCGAUCAUGCGACAUGUCUUCAGAUGGCUGGGUAGGGGGGUCUCUCUCUCCAAUAUGCACUCUUUGCAGGGUGGGGGGUGUACCAUAGGGUUACAUAUGCUGUCGCUUAGCCUCUGCGGUCAGAUGAUGUAUCUGCUUUAGUGGGUGACUACAAAGGAUUCAAGGAUGGUGCUAAAUUUUUGCGGGGGUAGGGGGAGGUUCUCACACACCACUCUGUGUAUCUCUGUAAGUCCCUCACCCCCACAUGCAGAUCGAUUAACUAGGGGACACCCUGUCCACCUGGUGACGGGUUUAUAAUGUCAUGGUUGAACUGGGUUUCUCCAGACCAGUCGUUUUCUCCUGACGUCCACCCAUCUGAGCCUUCUCCUAAAAAUAUUAGUUUGUUUCAUUGCUAAUUAGUGUCAGUGUGUCCGACUAAUUUGAUUAUCAAUUCCUGUCCUCUUCAUUGACACUUCUGUCCUCUGCUGCUUCUCUACAGCCAGAGUCUUAAUUUAAAAAUCAUUUUCCAGCUAAAUUAAUUACAUCAGAAAAUGAGGAGACCUCUCUUCAGAGAUGUUAACCUUACCUCAGAUUAUCACUUUGUUAAUGUAAACUGAUCUUUCUUUAUGAAAACAUUCUAAAGUGAUUUUUAAGGGGUUUUUUUGGAUUUAUGUAUCCCGCCAUGUAAUAACGUCACAAAUAAACAUUUCCUAAAUGAA
Molecule: messenger RNA, 4188 nt
Organism: Brienomyrus brachyistius
Lineage: Eukaryota; Metazoa; Chordata; Actinopteri; Osteoglossiformes; Mormyridae
Product: disabled homolog 1-like
Exons: 16
Coding region: 601-2307 (568 amino acids)
Biological process (GO): ventral spinal cord development; lateral motor column neuron migration
Source: RefSeq, a predicted model, not a curated record